GUUUCUGAGACACUAAAGCGUUUUGCAGGGAAGGUGACAACAGCCAGCGUGAAGGAACGGAGAGAAAUCCUCAGUGACCUGGGAAAGUGUGUAGCUGGAAAAGAUCUGCCAGAGGGAGCAGUGAAAGGGCUCUGCAAAUUAUUCUGCUUGACUCUACAUCGAUACAGAGAUGCAGCCUCACGCAGGGCCCUGCAGGCAGCCAUCCAGCAGUUGGCUGAGGCCCAACCGGAAGCCACUGCUAAGAACCUCUUGCACUCUCUGCAGUCUUCAGGCAUUGGCUCCAAAGCAGGUGUUCCCAGUAAGAGCAGUGGCUCGGCGGCCUUGCUGGCCCUGACCUGGACCUGCCUACUAGUGCGCAUUGUCUUUCCCUCGAAAGCCAAGCGACAAGGAGACAUCUGGAACAAAUUGGUUGAAGUACAGUGCCUGCUCCUGCUGGAGGUGCUGGGCGGCUCCCACAAACAUGCUGUGGACGGUGCUGUGAAGAAGCUCACCAAGCUGUGGAAAGAGAACCCCGGGCUGGUGGAACAGUACUUGUCAGCCAUUCUCAGCCUAGAACCCAACCAGAACUAUGCGGGCAUGCUAGGGUUGUUGGUGCACUUCUGCACAAGCCACAAGGAGGCAGACGUAGUCAAUCGGCACAAGAGUGCCCUGCUGGAUUUCUACGUGAAGAAUGUCCUGAUGAGCAAAGUAAAGCCUCCCAAGUACCUGUUGGAUAACUGUGCCCCUCUGCUCCGAUACAUGUCCCACUCAGAGUUUAAGGAUCUGGUACUGCCCACCAUACAGAAGUCCUUACUGAGGAGUCCAGAGAAUGUUAUUGAAACCAUCUCCAGUCUGCUGGCAUCGGUGACACUUGAUCUCAGCCAGUAUGCCCUGGACAUCGUGAAAGGCCUGGCUAAUCAGCUAAAGUCCAACAGCCCCCGCCUGAUGGAUGAAGCCGUGCUAGCACUACGAAACCUGGCCCGCCAGUGCAGCGACUCCUCGGCAACUGAGGCCCUGACCAGGCACCUGUUUGCUAUUCUCGGAGGCUCAGAGGGAAAGCUGACUAUUGUAGCCCAGAAGAUUAGUGUCCUCUCAGGGAUUGGGAGCAUCAGUCAUCACUUGGUGUCUGGGUCUUCUGGUCAAGUCCUGAAUGGGACCGUAGCUGAGCUCUUCAUUCCGUUCCUCCAGCAGGAAGUGCAUGAAGGCACCUUGGUACAUGCUGUCUCGAUUCUGGCUCUUUGGUGUAACCGUUUCACAGCAGAAGUGCCCAAGAAGCUCACUGACUGGUUCAAGAAAGCCUUCAGCCUUAAAACCUCCACCUCUGCAGUGAGGCAUGCCUACCUGCAGUGUAUGUUGGCCUCCUUCCGAGGUGACAUGCUACUGCAGGCCCUGGACUUACUGCCCUUGCUCAUCCAGACAGUGGAGAAGGCAGGCUCCCAGAGCACUCAGGUUCCCGCCGUCACGGAAGGGGUUGCUGCAGCCUUGCUGCUCUCGAAGCUUUCAGUAGCUGACUCACAGGCUGAGGCCAAACUAAACAGUUUCUGGCAGCUGGUUGUGGAUGAGAAGAAGCAGAUUUUCACUUCUGAGAAAUUCCUGCUCAUGGCCUCAGAAGAUGCCCUGUGUACCGUGCUGCAUUUGACAGAGAGGCUUUUUCUGGACCACUCGCACAGACUCACCGGCAGCAAAGUUCAGCAGUACCACCGGGCGCUGGUGGCUGUGCUCCUGAGCCGCACCUGGCACGUGCGCAGGCAGGCUCAGCAGACCGUUCGGAAGUUGCUGUCCUCUCUUGGGGGCUUUAAGCUGGCCUGUGGACUUCUGGAGGAGCUGAAGACUGUCCUCAGUUCCCACAAGGUGCUGCCCUUAGAGACUCUGGUGACUGACACUGGAGAGGUGACUGAGACAGGCAAGACCUAUGUGCCUCCGAGGGUCCUGCAGGAGGCUCUGUGUGUUAUUUCUGGUGUGCCGGGGCUUGAUGGUGACAUCACUAACAUGGAACAAUUGGCCCAGGAGAUGCUGAUCAUUUCCCAUCACCCAUCUUUAGUGGCAGUGCAGUCUGGACUCUGGCCAGCGCUUCUUGCUAAGAUGAAGAUUGAUCCUGAAGCCUUCAUCACCAGGCAUCUGGAUCAGAUCAUUCCCAGGAUUACCACACAGAGUCCCCUGAACCAGUCCUCCAUGAAUGCCAUGGGCUCCCUUUCCAUCCUGUCCCCGGACCGGGUCCUCCCACAGCUCAUCAGCACCAUCACCACUUCUGUGCAGAACCCUGCUCUGCGCCUGGUGACGCGGGAGGAGUUUGCUAUUAUGCAGACCCCUGCCGGGGAACUGUAUGACAAAUCCAUCAUCCAGAGUGCCCAGCAGGACAGCAUAAAAAAGGCCAACAUGAAGCGAGAGAACAAAGCUUAUUCCUUCAAAGAGCAGAUCAUUGAGCUGGAGCUGAAGGAGGAGAUAAAGAAGAAGAAAGGCAUAAAGGAGGAGGUACAGCUGACCAGCAAGCAGAAGGAGAUGCUGCAGGCCCAGCUGGACAAGGAGGCGCAGAUUCGGAGGCGACUGCAGGAGCUGGAUGGGGAGCUCGAGGCAGCGCUGGGCCUCCUGGACACCAUCCUGGCCAAGAACCCGUCUGGCCUAACCCAGUACAUCCCUGUUUUGGUUGACUCUUUCCUGCCCUUGCUGAAAUCUCCCCUGGCUGCUCCCAGGAUCAAGAACCCCUUCCUGUCUUUGGCUGGCUGUGUUAUGCCCCCGAGGCUCAAGGCUUUAGGAACUUUGGUGAGCCAUGUGACUUUGCGCCUGCUGAAGCCAGAGUGUGCUCUGGAUAAGUCCUGGUGCCAGGAAGAGUUGUCGGUGGCUGUAAAGAGGGCAGUGACACUGCUGCACACCCACACCAUCACCAGCAGGGUGGGCAAGGGCGAGCCAGAUGCUGCGCCCUUGUCAGCACCAGCCUUCUCCUUGGUCUUCCCAUUACUGAAGAUGGUGCUGACCGAGAUGCCCCACCACAGUGAGGAGGAGGAGGAGCGGAUGGCUCAGAUUCUUCAGAUCCUUACUGUCCACGCCCAACUGAGGGCUUCCCCCAGCACCCCACCUGGGCGUGUGGAUGAGAACGGCCCGGAGUUGCUACCUCGUGUAGCUAUGCUGCGUCUUCUGACUUGGGUGAUUGGGACAGGCUCACGGCGCAUACAGGUUCUGGCUUCAGACACACUGACCACCCUAUGUGCCAGCAGCAGUGGCGAGGAUGGCUGCGCCUUUGCAGAGCAGGAGGAAGUGGAUGUGCUGCUCUGUGCUUUGCAGUCCCCAUGUACCAGCGUGCGCGAGACUGCACUCCGGGGACUGAUGGAGCUUCACAUGGUAUUGCCAACCCCUGAUACUGAUGAGAAGAAUGGCCUGAACCUGCUGCGGAGGCUCUGGGUGAUCAAGUUUGACAAGGAGGAGGAGAUCCGGAAGCUGGCUGAGAUGCUCUGGUCAACCAUGGGCCUCGAUCUGCAGCCAGACCUGUGCUCCUUGCUGAUUGAUGAUGUGAUCUAUCAUGAGGCAGCAGUGAGGCAGGCUGGGGCUGAAGCCCUCUCCCAGGCUGUGGCACAGUAUCACCGACACGCGGCGGAGGUCAUGGGCAGGCUUAUGGAGAUCUACCAGGAGAAGUUGUAUCGGCCACCCCCAGUGCUGGAUGCUUUGGGACGAGUCAUUUCAGAAUCUCCUCCAGAUCAGUGGGAAGCCAGCUAUCGCCCCUGUCCUGCUGGAUGCCCUGACGGACCCGUCAAGGAAGACCCAGAAGUGCCUGCAGACCCUGCUGGACACCAAGUUUGUCCACUUCAUUGAUGCUCCAUCCCUUGCCCUCAUCAUGCCCAUUGUCCAGAGAGCCUUCCAGGAUCGCUCUACAGACACACGGAAGAUGGCGGCGCAGAUUAUUGGCAACAUGUACUCCCUGACAGACCAAAAGGACUUGGCCCCAUACCUGCCCAGCGUGACACCUGGUCUCAAAGCCUCUCUUUUGGAUCCCGUGCCUGAGGUGCGGACAGUGUCUGCCAAGGCUCUUGGAGCCAUGGUGAAAGGCAUGGGGGAAUCGUGCUUUGAGGACUUGCUACCAUGGCUGAUGGAGACACUGACCUAUGAACAGAGCUCGGUGGAUCGCUCAGGCGCUGCACAGGGGUUGGCUGAGGUCAUGGCCGGCUUGGGAGUGGAGAAGUUGGAGAAGCUGAUGCCGGAAAUUGUAGCUACUGCCAGCAAAGUGGACAUUGCACCCCAUGUCCGAGAUGGCUACAUCAUGAUGUUCAACUACCUGCCCAUUACAUUUGGGGACAAGUUCACCCCUUAUGUGGGGCCCAUCAUCCCCUGUAUUCUCAAAGCUCUGGCUGACGAGAACGAGUUUGUGCGUGACACUGCUCUGCGUGCGGGCCAGCGGGUCAUCUCCAUGUACGCUGAGACAGCCAUCGCGCUGCUGCUGCCCCAGCUGGAGCAAGGCCUUUUUGAUGACCUCUGGAGAAUACGGUUCAGCUCUGUUCAGCUCCUUGGAGACCUCCUCUUCCAUAUCUCAGGGGUCACUGGAAAGAUGACCACAGAAACCGCUUCUGAAGAUGACAACUUUGGGACUGCUCAAUCUAAUAAGGCAAUCAUCACUGCGCUCGGGGUUGAUCGGCGGAACCGAGUACUGGCAGGGCUCUACAUGGGCCGCUCAGACACCCAGCUUGUUGUGCGGCAGGCGUCCCUGCAUGUCUGGAAGAUUGUUGUUUCCAAUACCCCUCGCACCUUGCGUGAGAUCUUGCCCACUCUCUUUGGGCUGCUGCUGGGUUUCCUGGCCAGCACAUGUGCAGACAAGAGAACAAUUGCGGCAAGGACAUUGGGAGACCUCGUCCGGAAGCUAGGGGAGAAAAUCCUCCCUGAGAUCAUCCCCAUCCUUGAAGAAGGCCUCAGGUCUCAGAAGAGCGAUGAGAGACAGGGUGUGUGCAUUGGGCUGAGCGAGAUCAUGAAGUCCACCAGCCGGGAUGCCGUACUGUAUUUCUCGGAAUCCCUCGUGCCCACAGCAAGGAAGGCUUUGUGUGACCCCUUGGAGGAGGUCCGAGAGGCGGCAGCCAAGACCUUUGAGCAGCUGCACUCCACCAUUGGCCACCAGGCCCUGGAGGACAUCCUCCCGUUUUUACUGAAGCAGCUGGAUGAUGAGGAGGUAUCCGAAUUCGCCUUGGAUGGUCUGAAGCAAGUUAUGGCCAUUAAGAGUCGUGUGGUGCUGCCCUACCUCGUGCCCAAGUUGACAACACCACCUGUCAAUACGCGGGUGCUGGCUUUCCUUUCGUCUGUGGCAGGUGACGCUCUGACCCGUCAUCUUGGUGUGAUCCUUCCUGCAGUCAUGUUAGCCCUGAAGGAGAAGCUCGGGACUCCAGAUGAGCAGCUGGAGAUGGCCAAUUGUCAGGCUGUGAUCCUCUCAGUAGAAGAUGACACUGGGCACCGGAUCAUUAUUGAAGACCUUUUGGAAGCCACCCGAAGCCCUGAGGUGGGCAUGAGGCAGGCUGCUGCCAUCAUCCUCAACAUCUACUGCUCCCGCUCCAAGGCCGACUACACGAGCCACCUGCGGAGCCUGGUCUCAGGCCUGAUCCGCCUCUUCAACGACUCAAACCCUGUGGUUCUGGAAGAGAGCUGGGAUGCCCUAAAUGCCAUCACCAAGAAAUUGGAUGCUGGCAACCAGUUGGCGCUGAUUGAAGAGCUGCACAAAGAAAUCCGGUUCAUUGGCAACGAGAGCAAAGGCGAGCAUGUUCCAGGCUUCUGCCUCCCAAAGAAGGGAGUAACUUCCAUCCUUCCUGUGUUGCGGGAAGGAGUCCUCACUGGGAGCCCCGAGCAAAAGGAGGAAGCUGCCAAGGCCUUAGGCUUAGUGAUCCGCCUGACCUCGGCUGAUGCCCUGAGGCCCUCUGUGGUUAGCAUCACUGGCCCUCUAAUUCGCAUCCUGGGGGACCGGUUCAGCUGGAACGUGAAGGCGGCUCUGCUCGAGACACUGAGCCUUUUGCUGGCUAAGGUUGGGAUUGCCCUGAAGCCCUUCCUGCCCCAGCUGCAGACGACCUUCACCAAAGCCCUGCAGGACUCCAACCGGGGUGUGCGCCUAAAGGCUGCUGAUGCGCUGGGGAAGCUCAUUUCCAUCCAUAUCAAGGUGGAUCCUCUCUUCACAGAGCUGCUCAAUGGAAUCCGGGUCAUGGAGGACCCUGGUGUCAGGGACACUAUGCUGCAGGCCCUGAGGUUUGUGAUUCAGGGAGCAGGUGCUAAAGUGGAUGCCAUCAUUCGGAAAAACAUCGUCUCACUCCUGCUGAGCAUGCUGGGGCACGAUGAGGACAACACUCGGAUAUCCUCUGCUGGGUGCCUGGGCGAGCUCUGUGCCUUUUUGACGGAAGAGGAGCUUAGUACUGUCCUUCAACAGUACUUGCUGGCGGACGUGUCUGGCAUUGAUUGGAUGGUUCGCCACGGCCGGAGCCUGGCACUCUCUGUGGCUGUGAAUGUGGCUCCCCGUAGACUCUGUACAGGCAGAUACAGCACUGAAGUUCAGGACAUGAUCCUCAGCAAUGCUGUGGCAGACAGGAUCCCCAUUGCCGUGAGUGGGGUCCGGGGCAUGGGCUUCCUCAUGAAGUACCACAUUGAGACUGGAGCAGGACAGUUGCCAGCAAAACUCUCCAGCCUGUUCGUUAAGAGUCUGCAGAACCCAUCCAGUGACAUCAGGCUGGUGGCUGAGAAGAUGAUCUGGUGGGCAAAUAAGGACCCACUGCCUCCCCUGGACCCCCAGGCCAUUAAGCCCAUCCUGAAGGCUCUUCUUGACAACACCAAGGAUAAGAACACUGUUGUGAGGGCCUACAGCGACCAGGCGAUUGUCAACCUGCUUAAGAUGAGGCAGGGGGAGGAGCUGUUUCAGGCCCUCUCCAAGAUCCUAGAUGUGGCCAGCUUGGAGGCCCUGAAUGAGUGCAACCGAAGGUCCCUGAAGAAGCUGGCCAGCCAAGCCGACUCCACCGAGCAGGUGGACGACACCAUUCUGACGUGAUCAGCCUGUGCCCUCUUGCACCUGCAGCUCCACAUCGUUGUUCACUGUUUUCAUUUUUGAAAAUACGUUUGUUCCAAUGGGGAGCUGAGAAGAUGGCAUUUCUGAAAGUAUUUUAAUAUAUCAACCAACCACAGCCAAAGCCUUAAAUCAAACCCACACACAACUGAAGAUUGCCUCCUCCAUCUUCCACCCUUUUCUUUGGAGAAGAGAAGGAAAAGCACAUUCAUAAAUAAGCCUUGGUGAAUGGCAGCCCAGGGCCCGCCAUCCAGCUCAGCACAGCCAGGUCCAGGACAGUCUGUGUCCUCAAUUUCAGGUUCCUCCUCACCUGUGCUUGAGCUCUGGUUCAAGAGCUGGCGCUGCCAACCUCUGCCUAGAUCCUGAGCAGGGCACAGAACUGCAGAGCCCUGCCCCGUGUGGUGUCUUGGCUUGGCUUUUCAAUGUUGUGUAGCCUGACUAGCUCUGACCCCUGCUGGGGGAAGGUGAUACCUACACAGCUCUGGCAGUUCCCCGGUCUGGGAGGGGAUGGGUUCAGUGCAGGUCGUUUAAAGGAGGAAUGUUUAAUAAAGGCUUUGAUUUACUCAUUA
Molecule: messenger RNA, 7557 nt
Organism: Chinchilla lanigera (long-tailed chinchilla)
Lineage: Eukaryota; Metazoa; Chordata; Mammalia; Rodentia; Chinchillidae
Gene: Gcn1
Product: GCN1 eIF2 alpha kinase activator homolog
Biological process (GO): regulation of translation; cellular response to amino acid starvation
Cellular component (GO): cytosol
Molecular function (GO): protein kinase regulator activity
Source: RefSeq, a predicted model, not a curated record